This is a messenger RNA of Microthlaspi erraticum, 963 nucleotides long. NCBI's taxonomy places the organism in Eukaryota, Viridiplantae, Streptophyta, Magnoliopsida, Brassicales, Brassicaceae. The record is from the annotation of a GenBank genome assembly.
AUGGGAAGAUCACCGUGUUGCGAUGAGAGCGGGUUAAAGAAAGGGCCAUGGACUCCAGAAGAAGAUCAGAAACUGAUAAAUCACAUACGAAAGCACGGUCAUGGAAGCUGGAGAGCUCUUCCAAAGCAAGCCGGUUUAAACCGGUGUGGGAAGAGUUGCAGAUUGAGAUGGACUAAUUACUUGAGACCAGACAUCAAAAGAGGAAACUUCACUGCUGAGGAAGAGCAAACCAUCAUCAACCUUCAUUCUCUUCUUGGAAACAAGUGGUCGUCUAUAGCUGGUCAUCUUCCAGGAAGAACGGAUAAUGAAAUAAAGAACUACUGGAACACGCAUAUUAGAAAGAAACUUAUUCAGAUGGGCAUCGAUCCGGUGACCCACAGGCCGAGAAACGACCAUCUAAACGUUCUAGCCGCUCUACCUCAACUUCUAGCUGCCGCAAAUUUCAACAACCUCUUGACUCUAAACCAGAAUAUACAAGUGGAUGCAGCAAGUAUUGCUAAAGCGCAGUUGUUACAUAGUAUGAUUCAAGUCCUUAAUACCUCUUCUUCCUUUGAUAGUCAUCCCACCAGCAAUAAUCUCUAUGGCCAAUCUUCUUUCUUAGAAAACCAACCAAAUAUUAAUGAAGAUUUCUAUGAUCCAACCCAAAGCCUUUCUCACAUCAAUGAUCAUCAGCCUCUGGAUUCGUUUUCUAGUCCCAUUCGAGUAGCUUCUCAUCAGGAUGAUCAAAGUUCGAUUCCACCAUUGAUUUCGGUCUCUCCUGAUGAGUCUAAGCAAACCCAAAUGAUGAUCAAGAACAAGGAGAUUAUGAAGCAUAAUGAUCAUACUUCAAACCCUUCAUCGACCUCAACGUUCACACAAGAUCAUCAGCCAUGGUGUGACAUAAUUGAUGAUGAAACAAGUGAUUCUUAUUGGAAAGAAAUUAUAGAGCAAACUUGUUCGGAGCCUUGGCCAUUUCGUGAAUAG